Molecule: messenger RNA, 2189 nt
Organism: Cyprinodon tularosa
Lineage: Eukaryota; Metazoa; Chordata; Actinopteri; Cyprinodontiformes; Cyprinodontidae
Product: homeobox protein Hox-A10-like
Exons: 2
Coding region: 276-1397 (373 amino acids)
Biological process (GO): regulation of transcription by RNA polymerase II
Cellular component (GO): nucleus
Molecular function (GO): RNA polymerase II cis-regulatory region sequence-specific DNA binding; DNA-binding transcription factor activity, RNA polymerase II-specific
Source: RefSeq, a predicted model, not a curated record
AAAUUUUUUUCACGGUUUGUCAAUCAUAAGCAGUGUUGGACUUUAGCAUCUAUCGCUUUUGCUCAAGUUUGUGGAUUAAGCCGAAGAGUAAAAUCACUGAUUGCUCUGCUCUCUUCUUCCUCUGCCUGAGCUCCAUGAUGGAUUUGUUUCAGAUUGCUACGUAGCCUCGGAGUGGGAGGGGACUGUUCCUUCUUCCUGCAUUUUCAUUGGUUUUACUGUUCUCUCAGCGGCGAGGGGGGUGCCUCUAAUCAUAUCCAGCAUGUUUUGCACAAGAAAUGUCAGCCAGAAAGGGCUAUCUUCUCCCUUCGCCAAAAUACACCACAAUAAUGUCAUGUUCGGACAGCCCGUCUGGAAACGCGUUUUUAGUGGAUUCCCUCAUCAGUGCCCGCACCGAGAGCGGCGGAGGUCACUAUGCUGGCAGCGCAGUAUGCGUGCCGCACAGCGCCACAGCAGAAGUGCCUUACGGACUACACAACUAUGGAUACUUCCCAGGUAUGACCAAACGGAGUGAGGUGGGUCCCCAAAAUAUGGUCCCCGCCUCAGGUUCCUACAUGUCCAGCAUGGAGAUGUGGAUGGACGCGCAGAGGUCAUGCCGUAUGGACCAAGAACACUCUGUGGGUCCCCAGGUCGCACCCUGCACUUUCCCGCAAAAUAUCAAGGAAGAGAGCACCUAUUGCCUAUAUGAGCAACCCAAGUGUCCCAAAGCGUCCACCGCCGAAGAUCUCACAUAUUCAAGAUUAACUUCUUCUUGUACAGUCAACGAUGGCGGCGGCACGGGGGGCGGCGGGGGGUCGGUGCCUGUGCCGGGCUUCUUCCGCUUGUCUCAGACGCACGCACAUUCUCAUAAACUUUACAGCGCCAACAACGGCCCCCAAUCAAACCCUUCUCAUUCCCAUUUUGGUCCACAACACCCCAGUGAUCUGGCUCGCUUCCACUCGCCACCAACCUCUACAUCUGCUCCGGCCACGGAGAAGAAAGGGAAGGACGUCGAGGAAGCCGCAGAUCUGCCGCCCCAAGCUGCUUUGGGCACCGAGGAGGGGCGCGACUCCUCGGAAGGCGAAGCCUCCUCUGCAGAGGAAGCAGAGGAGAAUGGGAAGGAGAGUGCAGCAAAGGCCAAUAAAGGGGACACAAAAGGCGAAAACACGGCAAACUGGCUGACUGCUAAAAGCGGUCGAAAGAAACGCUGCCCCUACACCAAGCAUCAGACCCUGGAGCUGGAGAAGGAGUUCCUCUUCAAUAUGUACCUGACCCGAGAGCGCCGCCUAGAGAUCAGCAAGAGCGUCCACCUGACGGACAGACAGGUCAAGAUCUGGUUUCAGAACCGCAGGAUGAAAUUGAAGAAAAUGACGCGGGAAAAUAGGAUCCGGGAGCUCACCUCCAAUUAUGGAUUUUCAUGAUAAAGAGUCAUUAGAGAGAGAGAGAGAGAGAUACAAGAAAAAAAGAUACAUUUAUUGAAAGGCUACAAUUCAUUUCCCGAUUCACCCCCACGCACAAUGUCUCAUUUAUCUGAGAGAUUCUCUCAUCGCCCUUUAUCGUAUCUGACCUACUGAGAAAACCGUCCUUGGGUGUUUUAGCUCUGACUGUUUUUUGACGUGUUUUUGUAUUAUUACCUCUGUCGUGGGACUGGAUCGUGUUGUUAAAUCAGUGCAGUUACACCCCCCUCCCUCCCCCCAACACACACACACACGCGCGCGUAAAAACGCAAAUUAUUCACCAUGCUUUAUUUUUUUGUUGGGUUCAUAUAGAUUCAAUUCCUAUUGGGCUUACUUCUAAAUUUGAAAUAAAUAAAAAAUUUCUCCAUUCUGAGAAUUUGAAAUUGCGUGACAAAAAUAAUAAUAAAAAUCCUCUAAAAUGCACAAUUACCACAAUUAAUAUUGAGUCAAUGCAAAUCAGUCCGAAUGUGAUUAGAUGUGUGGUUUCCUGAUAUCGGCCGUCUCUAUAUGUACCUCAUACAUGUAUAAAUUGUAACUUUAUUCCUACUAGGAAGAAGGAGGAAUAUUUUUGUUGUAUAUUUCUGUGUAUAGAUGAACCUGUAUUUUUUUUGUUUUGUUUAUUUGUUUAUUGUGUAAUGUCCAAUAAAUUAUCAGCUCGGACUCAGGACUAGCUGCCUGAAUUUGUGGCUAUAAUUAUAUGUUUUGUUAAAGAGGUUUUUUUAAAAAAAAAAAGUGUUUCCUGAAUAAAUAAUCAAA